Neoarthrinium moseri is the source of this 678-nucleotide messenger RNA. RefSeq lists its product as uncharacterized. The transcript is spliced from 2 exons. Gene Ontology annotation, cellular component: cytoplasm. The record is from RefSeq and is a predicted model, not a curated record. The coding region runs from base 1 to 678 and encodes 225 amino acids. Gene Ontology annotation, molecular function: zinc ion binding; translation regulator activity; mRNA binding. NCBI's taxonomy places the organism in Eukaryota, Fungi, Ascomycota, Sordariomycetes, Amphisphaeriales, Apiosporaceae. Gene Ontology annotation, biological process: positive regulation of cytoplasmic translation.
AUGUCUUCCCUGUCGCGUCGCGCCUGCUACAAGUGUGGUAAUGUCGGCCACUACGCCGAGGUCUGCUCCUCUGCUGAGCGCCUCUGCUACAACUGCAAGCAGCCAGGACACGAGUCCAACCAGUGCCCCCUCCCUCGCACUACCGAGGCGAAGCAGUGCUACCACUGCCAGGGCCUCGGACAUGUCCAGGCCGACUGUCCCACGCUCCGCCUGAGCGGCACCGGUACCAGCGGCCGAUGCUACAACUGUGGACAGCCGGGCCACCUUGCCCGCGCCUGCCCUAACCCGGCGGGAGUCACCAUGGGCCGUGGUGGACCGGCCGUCGGUCGUGGCGGCUUCGCGCCCGGUUUCGCACGCGGUGGUUUCGCCGGCGGCGCACGCCCCGCGACGUGCUACAAGUGCGGCGGCCCCAACCACUUCGCCAGGGACUGCCAGGCUCAGGCCAUGAAGUGCUACGCCUGCGGCAAGCUCGGCCACAUCUCCCGGGACUGCACCGCCCCCAACGGCGGCCCCCUCAACACCGCUGGAAAGACCUGCUACCAGUGCGGCGAGGCUGGCCACAUCUCGCGGGACUGCCCCCAGAAGGCUGCGCCCAUCGGCGGCGAGAUCGGCGCCCCUGCCCCCGCCCCGGUCCCUGUCGAUGUUGCUGCCGCCCCUGCCAUUCCCCCCGUCGCAUAG